Messenger RNA from Chlorocebus sabaeus (green monkey), 3306 nucleotides. It is a transcript of the gene LRCH4, whose product is annotated as leucine rich repeats and calponin homology domain containing 4. Gene Ontology annotation, cellular component: cytoplasm. Lineage: Eukaryota; Metazoa; Chordata; Mammalia; Primates; Cercopithecidae. The record is from RefSeq and is a predicted model, not a curated record. Gene Ontology annotation, molecular function: protein binding.
GAGCUCCACCCCACUGGCGGGUUCUGAUUGGUCACUUCUGACGCGUCUCGGGGCCACGAUUGGUCCGUCGGGUUCCGGACACAGCUCCCUCCCCCUUGAGGCAACUACGGCGGCUCCAAGGAGGGGGAGGGGGAAGGAGGGACGGCGGGUCCCGUCAGUCAGGCAGCGGGAGCCGCCGGGAGCGGAUGGCGGCGGCCGUAGCGGCUCCACUCGCCGCUAGGGGUGAGGAGGCGGCAGCCACAACCUCCGUGCCCGGGUCUCCGGGUCUGCCAGGGAGCCGCAGUGCAGAGCGGGCCCUAGAGGAGGCGGUGGCCACCGGGAUCCUGAAUCUGUCUAACCGGCGCUUGAAGCACUUCCCCCGGGGCGCGGCCCGUAGCUACGACCUGUCAGACAUCACCCAGGCUGACCUGUCCCGGAACCGGUUUCCCGAGGUGCCCGAGGCGGCGUGCCAGCUGGUGUCCCUGGAGGGCCUGAGCCUCUACCACAAUUGCCUGAGAUGCCUGAACCCAGCCUUGGGGAAUCUCACAGCCCUCACCUACCUCAACCUCAGCCGAAACCAGCUGUCAUUGCUGCCACCCUACAUCUGCCAGCUGCCCCUGAGGGUCCUCAUCGUCAGCAACAACAAGCUGGGAGCCCUGCCCCCUGACAUCGGCACCCUGGGAAGCCUGCGACAGCUUGACGUGAGCAGCAAUGAGCUCCAGUCCCUGCCUGCGGAGCUGUGUGGCCUCUCUUCCCUGCGGGACCUCAAUGUCCGGAGGAACCAGCUCAGUACACUGCCCGAAGAGCUGGGGGACCUCCCUCUGGUCCGCCUGGAUUUCUCCUGUAACCGCAUCUCCCGCAUCCCGGUCUCCUUCUGCCGCCUCAGGCACCUGCAAGUCAUUCUGCUGGACAGCAACCCCCUGCAGAGCCCGCCUGCCCAGGUCUGCCUGAAGGGGAAACUUCACAUCUUCAAGUACUUGUCCACAGAAGCUGGGCAGCGUGGGUCAGCCCUGGGGGACCUGGCCCCUUCUCGGCCCCCGAGUUUCAGUCCCUGUCCUGCAGAGGAUCUGUUUCCGGGACAUCGGUAUGAUGGCGGGCUGGACUCAGGCUUCCACAGCGUUGAUAGUGGCAGCAAGAGGUGGUCUGGAAAUGAGUCAACAGAUGAAUUUUCAGAGCUGUCAUUCCGGAUCUCAGAGCUGGCCCGGGAGCCCCGGGGACCCAGAGAACGCAGGGAGGACGGCUCAGCGGACGGAGACCCUGAGCAGAUUGACUUCAUCGACAGCCACGUCCCGGGGGAGGAUGAAGAUCGAGGCACUGUGGAGGAGCAGCGACCACCCGAAUUAAGCCCCGGGGCAGGGGACAGGGAGAGGGCACCAAGCAGCAGGCGGGAGGAGCCGGCAGGGGAGGAGCGGCGGCGCCCGGACACCUUGCAGCUGUGGCAGGAGCGGGAACGGCGGCAGCAGCAGCAGAGUGGGGCAUGGGGGGCCCCCAGGAAGGACAGCCUCUUGAAGUCAGGGCUCAGGUCUGCUGCGGGAGGAGCCACCGCCAUGUGCACUCAAGCCACGCACAAUGGCCCGCCUAAGUCCAGUGCCUCCCAAGCGGGAGCUACAGUGGGGCAGGGAGCCCCCGCCCCUGCCCCCGCCUCCCAAGAGCCCCUUCCCAUAGCUAUACCAGCAACAGCACCUGCUCCGAGGCCACUUGGCUCCAUUCAGAGACCAAACAGCUUCCUCUUCCGUUCCUCCUCUCAGAGUGGCUCAGGCCCUUCCUCACCAGACUCUGUCCUGAGACCUCGGCGGUCCCCCCAGAUUCCAGAUGAGAAGGACUUAAUGACUCAGCUGCGCCAGGUCCUUGAGUCCCGGCUGCAGCGGCCCCUGCCUGAGGACCUGGCCGAGGCUCUGGCCAGCGGGGUCAUCCUGUGCCAACUGGCCAACCAGCUACGGCCGCGCUCCGUGCCCUUCAUCCAUGUGCCCUCUCCUGCUGUGCCAAAACUCAGUGCCCUCAAGGCUCGGAAGAAUGUGGAGAGUUUCCUAGAAGCCUGUCGAAAAAUGGGAGUGCCUGAGGCUGACCUGUGCUCGCCCUUGGAUCUCCUCCAGGGCACUGCCCGGGGGCUGCGGACCGUGCUGGAGGCCGUGAAGCGGGUGGGGGGCAAGGCCCUACCGCCCCUCUGGCCCCCCUCUGGUCUGGGCGGCUUCGUCAUCUUCUACGUGGUCCUCAUGCUGCUGCUCUAUGUCUCCUACACUCGGCUCCUGGGUUCCUAGGACCCAAAAUCAGCCCUCCCUUACCCCUUUCCCUCCCCUCUUCUAUUUAUAAGGCCCCUGCUCCACCCAACCCCACCUGCGGUGCCUUCAGCCCCAACCAAAGACACUAGUGCACCCCCUUCACAGACACUGACCUCAGAGGCCCCACUCUGGUGCCCCCAGACCCUGGGCCCCCAGCCUCUGGCCUCCCUCCGGUAGCCCCAUGAAUCCCCACCUCUCAGUGCUGACGGUGCCUUCAUGUCCCCGCCAGCCCUGCCCCUGCCCUCUGUGCCCCGUGAGGGGUGGCAGGAGCUAGAGUCUCCCCUUUCCUCCUGUGCCCUCCCCUUCCCCCCCCAACGGCUGCUAUGCGGGGGCUAAAUUAUCUCUAUUUUGUAGAGAGGAUCUAUAUUUGUAGGGGUGUGGGACCCAGGCCGGGUCCCUGUCUCUGUGUAUAAACUGUACAGACCGUGACCGCCUUGCCUGUGUGUGUGUAUGUGUGCGCGCGUCUGCUCCGCGUGGCGGUGGCUGUGGCCAUGGCUCUGUGCCCACCAGCAUCGCCCUUCUGAGAUGCCAGCCUCUCAUGCUCCCGGAGCCUCUGCCUCCCCCCGUGUCAUCUCCCUUCUGUUAUCGCUGACAGCUUUCUUGCGUCUCAUUUGUCACCGAACCCUGAGCGCAUGGUGAUGCUCGGGUCUGCUCCCGACCCCCUGCCACAGGCCGGAAGCCACGGGGGGCCCCCUGGGGAAGCUAACCCGGCCCCUUCCCCCAGGAGUCACUGUGCCAGCCCCACCACAUCCUGGAAGAGGAGGGGGCCCCGGGAAGGGGCCUCCCCUACAUCGCUGCUGUCGUCCACGCCCUGCUGGACCGGCCUUAGGGGUGAAGGUGGGGACAGGGCCCACCCCGCCCGGGACCCCGGGAGCAGAAGACGCGCCUGGGCUGCACGCUCUGAGACAAGCACUCGGUGAGGGCGGCCUGGGCCUGGGCCCCCUUGGCCUUCGGGCCUGGCUGCCUCUGGGACCGAGGGUCUGGGUGGAAGGACCACGGGUGUCGCAGGUGUCGUGUCAGCUGCAAUAAACAGAAGCCAGAAGCCCUC